AUGGGGACUCUCAGAGAUCUUCAGUUCGCACUUCAGUUGAAGAUUGAGGAGUUACGGCAGAGAGAUGCUCUUAUCGACGAGCUGGAGCUGGAGCUGGACGCUAAAGACGAUCUGAUCCGCCGCCUGCAGGGGGAGCUCGACCGUCUGCGGCUCUCCGCUCCUGGCGCCUCAGCAGCUGGUCAACAACGUGUUUCUUCCCUGAGAGUGAGGAGAAAAGCUCUGCUAACAGAACCAGUUACCUUGGAGCCGAAACUAGUCUUACAAACCCCACCAAUCAGCUACAGCAAGAGUCAAGAGUUACAGCAGCUGAUAGAAUCGGCUGUGGCAGAAAAUGAGUGUAUGAAAUAUCUAGACAGGGAUCAGAUGCGGUGUUUGGUGGAUUCUGCCUAUCCCAUGACACUCAAACAGGGUGUGAGUGUUGUCCAGGAAGGGGAUAAUGGGACCCAGGCAUAUAUAGUUGAAGCUGCUCCUAGUCGCCCUAAGCCUACGCAGACUCAGCAGCCCAUGGAGCCUGCACCUGCCGACCCCACCGCUCAGCCUGCUAAGACUCAGCAGACACAAGGGUGUUCCCGCUCAGCCAGACGCUACCCCUUUCCUAAGCGCCAGGGACCCCGACCCAAGAUAGCAUUGGACCCGAUGCCUCAGGCGUCUUCCUGA
Messenger RNA from Sinocyclocheilus anshuiensis, 657 nucleotides. RefSeq names its product cGMP-dependent protein kinase 1-like. Lineage: Eukaryota; Metazoa; Chordata; Actinopteri; Cypriniformes; Cyprinidae. The record is from RefSeq and is a predicted model, not a curated record. The transcript is spliced from 4 exons. The coding region runs from base 1 to 657 and encodes 218 amino acids.